AUGAUCACAAGCAACAAAACUGACAGUCACAAGAUCGAUAGUCACAAGACCGACAGUCACAAGACCGACAGUCACAAGACCUACCGUCACAAGACCGACCGUCACAAGACCGACAGUCACAAGACUGACAGUCACAAGAUAGAUAGUUACAAGACCGACAGUCACAAGACCGACAGUCACAAGAUCGAUAGUUACAAGACCGACAGUCACAAGACCGACAGUCACAAGACCGACAGUCACAAGACCGACAGUCACAAGACCGACCGUCACAAGACCGACAGUCACAAGACUGACAGUCACAAGAUAGAUAGUUACAAGACCGACAGUCACAAGACCGACAGUCACAAGAUCGAUAGUUACAAGACCGACAGCCACAAGACCGACAGUCACAAGAUAAAUAGUCACAAGACCGACAGUCACAAGAUCGAUAGUCACAAGACCGACAGUCGCAAGAUCGACAGUCACAAGACCGACAGUCACAAGACCGACAGUCGCAAGAUCGACAGUCACAAGAUCGGCAGUCACAAGACUGACAGUCACAAGACUGACAAUCACAAGACUGACAGUCUCAAGACUGACAAACAUAAGACUGACAGUCACAAGACUGACAAACACAAGACUGACAGUCACAAGACUGACAAACACAAGACUGACAAACAUAAGACUGACAGUCACAAGACUGAUACUCCCACAUUCCUGUACGACACUUUCCACAUAGCAUCCCGGCAACGUAUAUACCUCCGCAGUAAACCAAUUUAUUCAUGUAUAUCCUUCCCUCCUCACAUGAUAUACUCAGACAUUAACAUGGAGUAUAUUAGCUAA
Messenger RNA from Cherax quadricarinatus, 822 nucleotides. The record is from RefSeq and is a predicted model, not a curated record. Lineage: Eukaryota; Metazoa; Arthropoda; Malacostraca; Decapoda; Parastacidae.